Messenger RNA from Gaeumannomyces tritici R3-111a-1, 234 nucleotides. RefSeq lists its product as hypothetical. Bases 1 to 234 code for a protein of 77 amino acids. The transcript is spliced from 2 exons. The record is from RefSeq and is a predicted model, not a curated record. NCBI's taxonomy places the organism in Eukaryota, Fungi, Ascomycota, Sordariomycetes, Magnaporthales, Magnaporthaceae.
AUGGCCGCUUGGCGCACUUAUCGCACCGCCCUCGCCCUCGAGCCCAUUGGCCCACGACCCCCUCGGUCCCCGCUUCUCCGACCCGCGCUGCAAGACGACAAGUCCCGAAGCGGAAGGUUGCAAAGAAAAAGGUGGAGGGGGCCCCUUGCAGGCCUGCAGGCACAAUCCACCGGCGGGAAAAUGGAGACUGACGGAGUCGGGCAGGUCGCGGCCUUGCUUGCGGCCGAGGAAUGA